Chelonoidis abingdonii (Abingdon island giant tortoise) is the source of this 614-nucleotide messenger RNA. The record is from RefSeq and is a predicted model, not a curated record. NCBI's taxonomy places the organism in Eukaryota, Metazoa, Chordata, Testudines, Testudinidae.
GACCACGCCCCCUCUGCCAUUGGUUUCCGGGUCGGUCGCUGUACGCGCGGCUCGCCGGCCGUAAAGUGAGGCCAGCGGGGAGCGCGUGAGGGGCAGCGCCCAGGAUGCUGGAGGAGCCACAGGGGGCAAGCGAGGAUGGAAGCCCCCCGGGGUCUGAGCAGGCAGCAGGCGAGGAUGGAAGCCCCCCGGGUGCCAGGCAGGCAGCAGGCAAAGACGAAAGCCUCCCGGGGACCGGGCAGGAGGCAGGCGAGGAUGGGAGCCCCCCACCUGGUGCCCCCAACCCCCCCCAGGGUAAGAAGAUUGUGCCAGGCAUCAUCUACCUAGGGCACAUUCCGCCUGGCUUCCGGCCCCGUCAUGCCCGAAACCUGCUCAGCGUCUACGGGGAGGUCGGGCGCAUCUUCAUGCAGCCCGAGGAGCGGUUCAUCCGAAAGCGGAAGAAGAAAGCUGGCGCCAGGGUCAAGAACUAUGCGGAGGGCUGGGUGGAGUUCAGGGACAAGCGCAUGGCGAAGCUCGUGGCUGCCAGUCUGCACAACACGCCCAUGAGCACUCGCCGGCGCAGCCGCUUCCACUAUGACCUGUGGAACAUGAAGGUACCAGCUCUGGGAGGGGAAUAG